UUGUUGGACGUAGAUUGGAUGAUUUUUACCCAGAGUUCCUAAUUAAAAUGGAUGCGCCCAUGGUUGCAGGUGUUUGAGGUGUUUUCCAACACGUUUUAACGUUAAUUUGUCAAUAAGAUGGCAUUAUUUGCAAUAACAAGGUAUUUUGGUGAUGAAAAUGCAGAAGAACAAUCAAACAAAGCAGAUGCCAUUUUGAAGAAACUUCAAGCAGAUGCUGAGGCAAGGAGAAAACGAAGAGGUAUUGGAACUCGGAAAUUACCACAGGAUAACUCUAAGAAGAAGCUGUCAUCAGAAAAAGAUCAAGUGAAAAAUGACCUAACACCAAAAUCUGGCGAGAAGAUAAAAAUUGGUAAAAAGUCUAAGCUGAAAGAGUGUGAUGAAACCGGUCAUGCUGACAGUGACAAUGAAGUUAUUCCAAAGAAAAAAAGAAAAGGAAAAUUAGAUAAGGAAGAAAAAACUAGCCGUGAGAAAGAUAAUAGUUCACAGGCAAUAGCCCAGGGUAGUGAAAGCAGUAAACUUGGUUCUAAUGCUGACACCACAACCAAGGAGUUAAAAUUCAGAGGAAAACCAAAAUGUGUGACAAGUGGUGAUGAAGAAGAACAAGAAAUUGAAGACUUAGAACUUGGUGAUAAUGGUCAAAAGGCUGAUGAAACUGAAGUUAUGGGUGACACCCAAGAGGGUGCUCAUGAAUAUGGAGGCUUUACAGUGCUGGGGGAUUACAAGUCAAAGCAGACAGAGAAGGUAUCUCGUGUAUUACCUGAUUGGCUUUCCAGUCCAAAUGUGAUAGCCUCGGAUCUGAAGCAGAAAACAACUUUAGUAUCUGAAUUCAAAGGCCUUGACCCAGACAUCCAUUUAAACCUCAAGGAAAAUAAGAUUGACUACUUCUUUCCAGUUCAGAUGCAAGUGAUUCCAGAAAUACUAGACACAGUGAGGUAUGGCUUUGUUUUGGGGCGGGCUGGAUUUAGACCACCAGACAUCUGUGUAUCAGCUCCAACAGGCAGCGGCAAAACUCUAGCAUUUGUGUUACCUAUUGUACAGGCUUUGAAGAGCCGUGUUUUGUGUAGAAUUCGAGCCAUGGUGGUCUUACCUGUCAGGGACCUGGCUGUUCAGGUGUUCAAGGUGUUCCUACAGUACACCAAGGGAACAAACCUAAAGGUGGGAAUGAUUGUGGGUCAGAAACAGUUCAGUGUAGAGCAGCAUGCCCUGGUUAGACAAAGGCUUGGUGGGUUGGAGAGUAAAGUGGACAUUGUGGUAGCUACCCCUGGGCGACUAGUGGAUCACAUCAACAAGACUCCAGGGUUCAGCCUCACAGAUCUACGCUUUCUGGUGAUAGAUGAAGCAGACCGGAUCAUGGAACAUGUGAAGCAGGACUGGCUGAGCCAUGUAGAGAACGCUGUGUUUUCUGGGGGACGGACAGCUCCCAGCUCCCUCAAUGUCUACAGCUCUUGCAAGCAUCACAUGCCUCUCCAGAAGCUGUUAUUUUCUGCCACACUGUCGCAAAAUCCAGAGAAGUUACAACAGCUGAAUCUGUUCCAACCCAAACUCUUCACCUCUGUGGUAGAUGGUGGCUCUCUCCCCCGACCUCUGGAAACAGAGGGCGAGGGGAAUAAAGACGACCAGGUCACUGACAGGCUGAGUGGCCCAGGGGGAGAGGUCAAGGGUCAGUUUGUGGGCAAAUACACUACUCCGCUUGGGUUAAAGGAAUACACAGUUGAGGUUGAGGCGUUUGAGAAGCCACUGGUCAUCCUUCACUUCUUGCACAACCUCAAGUACCGCCAUGUUCUCUGUUUUACCAACAGCGUAGAGUCCACACACAGGUUGUACCACUUGAUCCGACUAUUUGGUGAUAUUAAUGUAGCAGAAAUCACUGCCAAACUACAAGCUUCACGGAGAAGUAAAGUCUUAAAGAAAUUUCAAAACGGAAGUAUUGAUAUCCUGAUUUGCUCUGAUGCAAUGGCCCGAGGUAUGGACAUAGAUGAUGUACAGUAUGUCAUAUCGUACGACCCACCCCCCUACAUCAAGACCUACAUUCAUAGGGUGGGAAGGACCGCCCGUGCUGGCAAGGAGGGUACCGCCUUAAGCCUAUUACAAAAAAAAGAGUUCCAUCACUUCAAAACCAUGACCAAAGAGGGGGGUAAAACUUACAUGGAGAAAUUCAAAGUCCACAGCAAAGAGAUGGAGGGUCUGCAGGAGAAAUACCAGGCAGCUCUUCAACAGCUUCAACAAGUCCUGAAGAGUGAGAGGUUUGCACAGAGAUGAAGAACAGAAACAUGUAAUACAAUAAAAACAGAAUAUGUUGUUUUAUUCAUUUUUUAACAUUUUAAUGAAUAUCACAGACAUAUGCACAAACAAAUGCAUCAUUUAUAACAGAU
Molecule: messenger RNA, 2372 nt
Organism: Magallana angulata
Lineage: Eukaryota; Metazoa; Mollusca; Bivalvia; Ostreida; Ostreidae
Product: ATP-dependent RNA helicase DDX51-like
Exons: 15
Coding region: 118-2259 (713 amino acids)
Cellular component (GO): nucleus
Molecular function (GO): nucleic acid binding; ATP binding
Source: RefSeq, a predicted model, not a curated record